CUACGGUGACAUGACACCCGACACCAUCACGGGGAAGAUUGUGGGCGGCGUCUGCUCACUCAGCGGUGUCCUGGUCAUCGCACUUCCUGUUCCUGUCAUCGUGUCCAACUUCAGCCGCAUCUACCACCAGAACCAGCGGGCGGACAAGAGGAAGGCGCAGAAGAAAGCGAGAGAGACGAGGAUUAACAUGGCCAAGAACGCCAGCAGCGCGGGCUUCAUCAGCGCCAAGAAGAGAGCAGAGGAGCUUCUUCUGGCCAGGGAGGCUGGGCUGGAGCUGGAGGAGAAUAACAGGGGGGACAUCUUCGAGAUGCAGCACCACCAUCUGCUGUCUUGUCUGGAGAAAACCACGGAUAGAGAGUUCGUUGAGAUGGACAUGACCUUCAACAACUCAGCCAGCAAGCCAGCAGAGACGCCGCCCCCCUCGCCUGAGCCGUCUAUAGUCUCCAACAGACGGAAGUCGAGAUGCUGCGGCAAGAGGUCGUCUGUUACCUCAAAGCUAAUGUCGCACGAGAAGAAGCGAUCUCAUUCGAAACACAGCAUUGAGCACCAGGAACUGAACGAUGUCAGAAUGAGGCUCUCGCCCUCUUCCAAAACAGACUCAAGGUCGAGUGGGGUCAACACCUUCGAGGUCCAGGGCUUCUCCAACACCAACCACAACCCCGGGGGCAACGGGCUGAGCAACAACCCGGGGGGCAACGGGUUGAGCAACAACAAAUCCAACAGCAGCCAGGAUAUCUACGGGGGCUACCCUAGCCAGUAUCAGCAGAACCUGACCGGUGGCUUCAGGAACACGACCUCUGAGAGCGAGCCCAACAUCGGCUCCAAGCUGACCUCUGCCGGUCACCUCAACAUCACCACCGCCCUGGUGUCCAGUCCCAACUCGACCGGAAGUUCCGCGUCCGUGCCGGAAGCGUUGCCCGUGUACAGCUCAUCAUUGCCUUCAUCCUCCAACAAAGGGGACAUAAUCAGGAUAUCAACGUUAUAACCCUUGUCUUGGGACUUGUCAAGGGAUACAAGAAAAUGAUAUCAACGCGAAGUGAACGAAAAACAAAAUGAGCGAAAACCCGAAAAAAUAAAAACUAGCAUCUGGAGUUUUACAGUAAAAUUUUAUAAAUAGUUUAAAAGUUUCACCAGCUCUCAUAUCGAAUCUGAUUUUUUUUUCCCGAAAGCUGGACACCACCUGACCAUCACCGUGUUGGACUGGUAGCUCAAGCUGUUCCGUGCGACAUGGCCUGUGCCUUAAUUUUGCCACAGGCCAGGGUCAGGGUCAUUUGCCCCCUCAUCCCUGAUUUGUUGUCUGACGUUUUCUGAAAGAUGCUUCCAAGCGUCUGUGAGGAACCACGCCGUUUGCAAUGUGCUCUGCAAGAAGUGUUUAAAUUAUUUCAGCCCAACUCCACUGUAUUAUCGCUCCUCCAUUCAGCAGAUUCCAUUGUUGCGAGCCCACAAGGAAACUCGAAGGAAAAAGAUUAUGUUACAUGCAGAGCUCGUUUUAUGUCAAGACCAUGUACUGCAUUUGUUAAAACUACAUAGCCUUCAUAUAGCAUACAAAUGUAAACACUUUUAAAAAUGCAAGUUAGAUUGUUUAAUAUAUUUCCUAGUUAUAGUACAGGAAGUUAGUUUUUAAACAAAAUAGGAUUCUUGGGAGAACUUUGUAUUCAAACUUACCAAAACAGUGCUACGAUUAAUUAGAUGACUGGGCAGCUUCAGGGACUGAUUAAGCUUGCCCUAUGUUGAAACUUAUUUAGUGGUCUCUGUGGCUGUUACCUCACGACUGUAUGUUGCUAUAGAUAUUGGAAAACAUUUUAGGCUUCCUAAAAUUCCGGGGCCCCAGCUUGCUGCUCUGUCAACCCUCCACUGCAGUCCUACUCAGCGCAGACCCAUCCUUCCCUGCAAAGGUCUCUGUUAUAUGCUAACACAGAGAACCUGGCUGUUUCCAAAGAGUAAAUCUCUCUUCCUUUAAGCUUUUAAACUGAGUAAAUCUCAUUCAAUAAACCUCAACAUUUAAUGUUCUAUUUCAAGAUUUCAUUGCAGUCUCUGCUCAUUUGAUUCACAUCGCAUUCGUAGAUCACUGAAAUGAUCAUGAUUUUAAAACUGAAAACCAAAGUAUGAGAAAUGGGGUGAAAUGCUGUGAGAAAAUGGGUAGAAUGGAAAAACACGUGGUGUUUUACUGAUCUGAUUUACAUGUCAAAAGGCUGUGACUUUGUACAUAAACAUACUAGUGCACUGUUUAUUUGUAUGUCUUAUGUACAUAAACAUACUAGUGCACUGUUUAUUUGUAUGUCUUAGUUCAGUUGCUCUGUCUAUGCUGUUGAAACUGACAUUUUAUAACAUAACAAUAGAUAUUCUAAUUUAUUUUUUAAUUUAUGGGUGUUGGGAAUUCUAAACUUUUUUGGUGAUUUUUAAAAAAAAAUGUUGAUAUUAUCUUAAAAUGCAAAAAAAAAAAGGCUAAAUUUAGUUGAUGAUAAGGCACGCAUAUUUGUAAAUAUAUAUAUUGGGCUAAGGGUAUUUCUUUGUUUAAAAUAUGUUAUGAACGUGAGUGAUAUUGACAUUGUUGAUUCUGUGUCUGUUGAAGUUAGUUAAAAUAGUAUAUACUGUUGAUAACACUUCGAUAGUUUAUAAUCACGGUUGAAACAUGUUGAUGCCAUUUUUUUUUUAAAAACAAGAAUAAUUUUUUUAUUACUCGCAUGGUUGUGUGGCACUGAUUUUAAUUUUGUAAAAAAUUUGGCGAAAUCUGUCCCUGUAAAUAUCACCCCAUUUAAAUACUUUAACAUCGUGAAGCAUGAGAAUUAAUUCGUACCCUUUGAUCAUAGAUACCCAAAAGCAGUGAGUUUAAAUUGUUUUACAUUUUAGAUAAGUGACAGCUUUUUUAAAUUUACCAUAACAUUAAGUCAAAUUAUCUUCAAUUAACACUCAUUAACUUGUCCGAUUUUCCUGUGUUUGAUUGAGGAAAACAAAAUGGAAUGGGUCAAACUGAAUUCCUUCCCCUGAUCUCCGGAUAUGUGAAAAGGGGAGAUCAGUCACUAGCAUAACAAGAUAUACCUCAUGACGUUUCAUUCUCUUCAACAUCAUCCCAUUUCGAGAAGUAUGAUUUAUUUUUAUUUAUACAAAAUAAUGUUGAUACGACUUGUUGACACGGAUGCCAGUGAUAUCAACCCC
Molecule: messenger RNA, 3156 nt
Organism: Physella acuta
Lineage: Eukaryota; Metazoa; Mollusca; Gastropoda; Physidae
Product: potassium voltage-gated channel protein Shal
Biological process (GO): action potential; potassium ion transmembrane transport
Cellular component (GO): voltage-gated potassium channel complex; membrane
Molecular function (GO): A-type (transient outward) potassium channel activity
Source: RefSeq, a predicted model, not a curated record